Synchytrium microbalum is the source of this 1437-nucleotide messenger RNA. RefSeq lists its product as uncharacterized. The coding region runs from base 1 to 1437 and encodes 478 amino acids. Gene Ontology annotation, molecular function: oxidoreductase activity. NCBI's taxonomy places the organism in Eukaryota, Fungi, Chytridiomycota, Chytridiomycetes, Synchytriales, Synchytriaceae. The transcript has 4 exons. Gene Ontology annotation, cellular component: cytoplasm. The record is from RefSeq and is a predicted model, not a curated record.
AUGAACUACAGAGCAGGCCUACCAGCUGCUAACUCUACAAAGUCAUAUUGGCUACGUGAACCUAACGAGUUGAAGGACAUCCAGACCAGCGAGCAGCUGCAAGAUUGCGAUGUUGUUAUAAUCGGAGCCGGCAUCACUGGCGUCUCGUGUGCAUAUCACCUGAAUGAGUUAUCACCGACGUCAAAUAUCACGAUUCUGGAGGCCAGAGGCAUAUGCGAAGGAGCAACGGGACGAAAUGGAGGCCACUUGACGCCCAAUACAUACCGGGGAUUCACAAAGAAUGCUCAGAGGUUCAAGCUGGAACGGUGGACUUCGAAGCUGAAGUUCGAAUUCGAAUGUGCAUCCGCCAUUCGUUCUCUAAUUGCUACUGAGAAAUGGGAGGAACAAGUUGAGCUUACUUCAGACGGAAACCUUCACGUGUUCUUCUCAGAAAGUGAAGCAAAGGAGGCCCAACAAGAGCUGAAGACUAUGCAAGAGUGUGGGCUUUAUGGUGGAGACUUUUUUGAUGCUGAUCUUGCUACUGAGAUGUUGGGAACUCGAAAAACGUUCGGAGGCGUAUUCAAUUCUUUAGCUGGUCAUUUCUGGCCGGCAAAGUUAGUAUAUUUGAUGGCCCGCAAGAUUAUAGCACUUGGCGUCCAAGUCCAUGCCAAUACCCCCGUAAUCGAAUUACAACCUAUCAAACCAUCUGCAUCAUCAUCCGAUGAACCUCGUUGGACAGUAACAACACCACGAGGCACAAUACGAUGCAAAAGUGUAAUCCACUGCACGAAUGGAUAUGUAUCAAGCCUCGUGCCGUCGUUGACCAAUAGGGUGAUACCAGUAAGAGGCCAAGUGAUUGCAGCUGAACCACCAGCAUCCGUAAUAAUCCCGCCAUUCCCAUUCGGUUUAAGUGCUAAUCGAGGGUGUGAAUAUGCAGUUUGGAGACGAGAUAAUGUUGUCGUGCUAGGAGGAGGUCGUGAAGUUACCGCUCCUAACUUUGAGAUUGGGAAAACAGAUGAUAAUGAAAUCAACGAGAAGAUCAGUAAACGAUUACGAGCCUUUUUGAGAGAUAGAUUAUCUGGACCAGAACCCUGUAUUGAAGAGUGGACUGUAUUGAACGAGUGGACGGGUAUCAUGGGCUAUACUGAAGACGCUUUACCGUGGGUUGGGCCAUUGGGCGAGGAAGGCCAAUUCGUUUCAGUUGGCUUCCAUGGACACGGAAUGCCAGUAGCCUUCCAUUGUGCUAAAGCAGUAGCGCAACAGGUUCUUGGCCAAUCAGUAUCUGUACCUGGAUUCACGGACAUCUUCUUGCCUUCACGAAAAGUAGCCAUUCCGGGUGCUCAGCAACGAGCAGAAGCUGAACGGGCAGCCAAACUUGGUCCAGAAGAGACUGGUGUGAGUGAACUGGCCGGAUCUGGAACGCCCAAGAAGGACAAGGCGGCGCACAGUCGAUUGUAA